UCACCCUUCUUGGUUAUCUUUGCAACUGCUGAUUUUAACUCCCUCAACUUCCCUGGCCCACUUGGCCACACCAAGAUUCUACAUUAUGGCUUCCCUUUUCUACAUUAUUUUAUCAUCUUUUUUUUUUUUUUUUCUGUUAUAAAUCUCUCUCUGGAAAAAGGCUUAUCAACUCCCUGGCAAAACAAAUCUAUUAAUUCUCUUUCUUUCUUUCUUUCUUAUAUAUUUCUCUUCUUGUUAGAUUGAUGGAGGAGGACUCUAUCAUGAAUUCAUCUUAUACGCAGAAGCCUGUUGCUUCUCAAGAGCCUGAGGAGAGUGGUUGGACUGCUUACUUUGAAGAUUUCUCAAACAACAGUCGAGAACAUAGUUAUUGUUCUACUUUUGAUAGCUCUUCUUUGGUUUCUGAUGCUGCUUCUGGUGCUGCAUGGAAACUAUCCCACAAAAAUAAUCUUGCAGCUUGUUCUUCAAUCGGAGGCUCCCCAAAGAUUCCCAAGAAGUUAAAGUUUAAGAAAUCAAGGACCAAAGAAAUCUGUCAAGAUGAUUCUUUAGAGGAUACUGCUAGUUCUCCUGUCAAUAGCCCCAAGGUUGGAGAUAGGGAACCGACGGAUAUGAACCCUCGGAAGACUGAUCAUCAUGAUCAUAUGGGAAGGGAAGUGGCUCAGAAAUGCAUAGAGAAGAAAGAAGCAUGAAUUUGAAUGAGAAAAAUGAUUAUACAGACUUGAAGAGAAGGGGGCUGUGCUUGGUUCCUUUGUCAAUGUUAGUAAAAUAUCUUGGUUAAUUUCCUCUCUUUCUCUCCCAUGUCUUCCAUUAGAAGCAACUUAAUUGUCAGACUUGUAGAAAGAAAAGUUUUCUGGCAAUCUGUUGGAUCAUAAUUAAUGUGUACUGGAUGCGUCUUUCUCUUCAUUUGUAUGCUUAAUAUCCAGUUUAAAUCCUUCUUUCAUGUAAAUAUUUACAAGAGAGGAAAAAAAACUCGAGGUUUGAGCAAAGUAUGUAAAUAUCUAUUUAUCAUUAAUAUCAUAAAAUAACAGAUGAUAAGAGAAGACAAUAAAGUAUUUUAUGAAUAUUGAACUGAACUACUUUAGGGGAUGUUUUGAAUAAAUUUAUGUGAGUGAUGAUCCUUUUAA
This is a messenger RNA of Pistacia vera, 1121 nucleotides long. Its product is annotated as vascular-related unknown protein 1. The coding region runs from base 243 to 686 and encodes 147 amino acids. The transcript is spliced from 3 exons. Lineage: Eukaryota; Viridiplantae; Streptophyta; Magnoliopsida; Sapindales; Anacardiaceae. The record is from RefSeq and is a predicted model, not a curated record. Gene Ontology annotation, biological process: xylem development.